Molecule: messenger RNA, 1843 nt
Organism: Nicotiana attenuata
Lineage: Eukaryota; Viridiplantae; Streptophyta; Magnoliopsida; Solanales; Solanaceae
Product: E3 ubiquitin-protein ligase RHF2A-like
Exons: 9
Coding region: 174-1334 (386 amino acids)
Molecular function (GO): ubiquitin-protein transferase activity
Source: RefSeq, a predicted model, not a curated record
AAAAGUAGAAAUAAAUAAAUAAAUAAAACCAUAAUUCAUAGGGGAAAGUUCAAAGUCUUCUUCUUCCUUGCCCUUCCACUCUUUUCCUUUCUGUGGUUAUCUCUCAAAACCCCAAAUUCCUCUUAUCAACUUAUUCUUUGAUCUGUGCCUUAUUUAACUGAAGCUGCUUUGAGAUGGAGGACGGCAAGAUGUCUGAGGAUAUUUUGACUUCAGCUGCGGCAUUUGUUGAGGGUGGAAUUCAGGAUGCCUGCGAUGAUGCUUGCAGCAUAUGCCUUGAAGCAUUUUGUGACAGUGAUCCUUCUACAGUGACUGGUUGCAAGCAUGAGUUCCAUCUUCAAUGUAUUCUUGAAUGGUGUCAGCGAAGCUCCCAGUGCCCUAUGUGUUGGCAGGUUCUCAGCUUGAAAGACCCUAACAGCCAGGAAUUGUUGGUUGCAGUAGAGCACGAGAGAAACAUCAGGAUGAAUCCUCCUAGAAACACCACAAUCUUUCACCAUCCAACUCUAGGAGAUUUUGAAUUACAGCAUUUACCUGUAAGUGCAACUGAUUCUGAACUUGAAGAGCGUAUCAUUCAGCACUUAGCUGCUGCCGCUGCCAUGGGAAGGACACGCCACCUUGCCAGAAGGGAAGGUCAGCAAGGUAGGUCAUCAGGUCAAGGUCAUCCCCAUUUUCUGGUGUUUUCAACUCAUCCAAAUGCUCCUCCUCCUGCUGCUGCUGCUGCUUCAUCUUCUACUCAAAGGAGUGGGGGUGUACCCGCUCCUGCAUUCUUGGUUUCUGGUCAGGAUUCUCCAAUUGUUGCUGUUGGAGAAGGUUCUGGACAACUAGUCACUCAACCAUCUUCUUUUCAAGCUGAUCAGGUUUCUGCCUCUGGGUCAGGAUCAAAUGCUGCUGUUAAUCAACUUGGGACUUCGUCAAAUGAUAGGAGGACUCUUUUUCAAUCAUCUCCUAACCAUCAACACAGAGCCAGACCAUCAGAUUUUCAGUCUUUUUCAGAAUCUAUAAAGUCUCGACUUAGUGCAAUGUCAAUGAGAUACAAAGAAUCUUUAACAAAGAGUUCAAGGGGUUGGAAGGAGAAGUUUUUCUCUCGCAACAGUUCGACAUCAGACCAUGGUCUGGAAUCUAGGAAUGACAUCAGUGCAGCUGUUGCCACUGUAUCACACCUGAUGGAGCAUCUGGAAACCACAGAUAGCAGAGCCAGUUCUGCUGAAUCAAAUAUAUUGGAGGAGACUUUACCUGCUGGACGUGCUGAGCAGCAUAUACCUGAGAUUGAUGAUACCCAUUCUUUAAAUGAGAAUAAUAGGCAAGCCCCAUGUGCUGCAAGUUCUGGUUCAAACUAAGUUUUGAAUGAAUCAGAGCAUUUUCUCUUCAAGGUGAAUUUCUUGCCAAGACCAAUGAUAUAUGGUUUGCAUCUUAUUGGAUCUGUGGCAAAUCCUAAUACGUUGAAGUGCAACACUGAAUGUAGCCUGCUUCAAUAAAAUAGGAGGGAUGGAUGUUAUCAUUUGGUCGAAGCCGUAUAUAUGUAUGAUAAUAUAGAUGUAAAUUGGCCCAUUUUGGAUAGUGCUGAUGAAUACAACUGUUUUCUUUAAUCUCACAUGAACCCUCCUUUGUAAUCUUUUCUAGAAAUUGUUGGACAGUUACUUGACCAAAUCUUUUCUGUGUCCAGUAGCACUGCACGUUCACUUUUAAUAGAGUUUUGAGUAAACGUUGAAUAUGUAUAUUGAUUAAUCAUUUUCAAGGUGCUUUUACUUCUGUAAUGUUUAGAUGUAUGACUUGUGAUCACAUAAGGAGCCUUCCUAUCUUUGUACGCACUAGAACUUUAUAUUGUAAAAGCUUUUUAUGAUUUUAA